UCUUCGCUUCACGCACACGCAGCAACAACCCAAUUUAAUACGCGAGGAGAAGAGAUUUCCCCAUUUCCCUGCCUUCUCCUCUCGCUCUCCCCACGAGACCGCGCCCACCAAAUUCCCCUGCUUGAUCGCGCCGAGCUCAUUUUCCGCGUUGAAUUCGUGUAGUACUCUGCAGCUUUGAUUUCACCCGAUUUCAGCUGUUUGCACCGCCGAGUCAGUACGCUUCUUUUUGCCCGAUUUCAUUCGCCGACUCCCACCUCACUGAGAUCAUCAAAUCUUGGCAUCGGAUUCCGUGCUGCCUUCGACGUCAAUCCCCGUCUGUUUCCGGCGCGGAAUCCAGUUCCAACGCCGAACCGUCAGCAGAUUCGUUGUUGUAGCUCUAAGCGGCGGCUUUCAGUUCGAGCGCAUCAGAGGCAGCAUCCCCGAUUCCGGCGAUGUCGUUGCCCGCGAUUUCCCUGUACACCAGUCCGCCGGGCGCGGUCUACUCUUCGGAGUUCGACCCAACCUCCCGUGGCUCGUCGCCGUCCACUACCGCUGCGCCCCCGCCGCCCGCAGCCUCGCACCGCUUGCCCUCUGGCGGCGGCGGCGGCGGCCUGUCUUGCCUCUUCUCCUCGCCGGCAGCUGCGGCCGCGCCGCCCCGCGCCCCGGCUCACGACGACCUCGGCGCGCUGUGGCACGACAGAUCCGACGACCUGAGCGUCGUCGGCGGCGGGUACUCCUACUCGCACUCCCACUCGUCUUCACCGCUCAAGCGGCGGGACCUGCACCACAACCACCACAGCCCCGUGUCGGUGUUCCAGGGGCCGUCCUCCUCUUCACCCUCCCGGAGCCCGCCGGCUUCUUGGCUCGCCGCCCGCGACCGCGACCGCCUCUUCGCUGGCUUCGUGCGCAACGCGCUCGGCUCCUGCGUUGACUACGCGCCGCCCUCCAGCCCUCGCCCGGAGGUCGGCGCCGGCGAGCUCGCGUUCGAGCUCGACGAGAACCUCGCGGAGGCUGGCCCUGCCUGCGAGCCGUACGCCCGGGAGCUGCUCGCCAGUGCCCAGGAUCGCCACCGCAUCUUCCACGAGGAGCUGGUCGUGAAGGCCUUCUUGGAGGCCGAGAAGGCUCACCGUGGCCAGACACGGGCGAGUGGUGAACCAUACUUGCAACAUUGUGUGGAGACUGCUGUGCUACUCGCCAAGAUCGGCGCAAAUGCAACAGUUGUCUCGGCUGGGCUUCUGCAUGACACCAUUGAUGAUUCAUUCAUUGACUAUGAUCACAUCUUCCAUAUGUUUGGUGCUGGGGUUGCUGAUCUCGUGGAAGGGGUAUCCAAGUUGAGCCACCUUAGCAAACUUGCUCGUGAUAACAACACAGCAAGCAGGACAGUUGAAGCAGAUCGCUUGCAUACGAUGCUUCUUGCAAUGGCAGAUGCACGCGCUGUUCUAAUAAAGCUUGCAGAUCGCCUGCAUAACAUGAAGACCUUAGAAGCUUUGUCUUUGGUCAAACAACAAAGAUUCGCUAAGGAGACAAAGGAGAUUUUUGUGCCUUUAGCUAACCGACUAGGGAUUGCUAGCUGGAAAGACCAGCUGGAGAAUCUUUGUUUCAAGUAUUUGAAUCCAGAAGAGUACAAGGAGUUGUCAUCCAAACUGACAGAAUCCUUUGAUGAAGAGCUAAUUACAUCUGCUGUGGGUAAACUAGAUAAAGGUCUGAGGGAUGCUGGUGUCUCAUAUCACAAUCUUUCUGGGAGGCACAAGAGCCUAUACAGUAUCCAUUCCAAGAUGCUAAAGAAGAACUUGACAAUGGAGGAGAUCCAUGAUAUACAUGGCCUGCGUCUCGUGGUUGACACCGUAGAAGAUUGUUAUGAAGCCCUUUGUGUGGUUCAUAAAUUGUGGCCUCGAGUUACUGGUCGAUUCAAGGAUUACAUAUCACGUCCAAAACUAAAUGGGUAUCGAUCACUGCACACUGUUGUCAUGAGUGAAGGCGUCCACCCAUUCGAAGUUCAGAUCCGCACAAAGGAGAUGCAUCUUCAGGCUGAGUAUGGAUUUGCUGCACACUGGAGGUACAAGGAAGGCACUUGUAGGCACUCAUUCGUGCUCCAAAUGGUGGAAUGGGCAAGAUGGGUCCUUACAUGGCAAUGCGAAGCGAUGAACAAAGAACGGACUGCCUCCCUAGGCAAUGACGACACUGUGAGGCCACCAUGCCCGUUUCCCUUGCAUUCAGAGGAGUGCCCUUACUCGUAUACCCGCCAAUGCAACCAUGAUGGACCACUAUUUGUCAUCCUCCUGGAGCAUGACAAGAUGUCUGUCCAAGAAUUCCCGGCAAACUCAACUGUAAUGGAUCUCAUGGACCGUGUGGGCGCCAACAGCUCAAGAUGGAGCCCCUACAGCAUUCCCGUGAAGGAAGAUCUGCGGCCGAGGGUGAACCACGAGCCCAUAUGCGACCCAAACCGGAAGCUCAGCAUGGGGGACGUGGUGGAGCUGACGCCGGCCCUUCCUCGCAAGUCCCUCAGCGGGUACCGGGAAGAGAUCCAGCGCAUGUAUGACCGUGGUGGCUUUGCGCUCUCAACCCGGGGUGGCGGCUCGAGACGCUGCUGACAGUAGUAGCAAGACGAUGUUAACCCUUUUUUUCUACCAUUGUACUACCAUUCAAUUCGUUGUAAAUAUAUAUAGCAGUUAGGUCUUGCAGCCGGGUGGGUUCUGGCGAAAUCUGUUGUUGGCCUGGGUGCGUGUUGCUGCACCCUGUCCUGAACCCCAGAGGCUGGGCUGCAUGCAAUGUGUAAAAUUAGAACGCUGGUGUAAAUAAGCUGUUCAAGUUCGUUUCAGCUUCUCCCAAGAUUUUUGGAGAAAGAAAGAGCUGUAGCUGGAUCUGCAAUUCUGCAUCA
Sorghum bicolor (sorghum) is the source of this 2857-nucleotide messenger RNA. Its product is annotated as probable GTP diphosphokinase RSH3, chloroplastic. Lineage: Eukaryota; Viridiplantae; Streptophyta; Magnoliopsida; Poales; Poaceae. Gene Ontology annotation, cellular component: chloroplast. The record is from RefSeq and is a predicted model, not a curated record. The transcript has 6 exons. Gene Ontology annotation, biological process: guanosine tetraphosphate metabolic process. The coding region runs from base 432 to 2570 and encodes 712 amino acids.